AGAAAGUCCUCAUGGGGGUUUUGUAAAAUAGAUGACGUCUAGUUGAUUUUCUUCGAACCAGCUGUGUGUAAGCAGGCUGCAACAUCUUGUUCCUAUACUGUGUGGUGUGACAGAAAGUAAAUCGUGGGCAGUAAUCUUAAGGGGGAAUCCCCCACCUUACUAAAGAGGUCACAUUCUCCUAGAACGCUGUCGCCUCUGUAAACUGCAAAGAUGGUGUUGGCAGAUUUGGGGAGAAAGAUAACGUCGGCUUUGCGCUCUCUUAGCAAUGCCACCAUUAUUAAUGAAGAGGUUUUAAAUGCUAUGCUGAAAGAAGUCUGUGCUGCCCUGCUUGAAGCUGAUGUUAACAUUAGAUUGGUGAAGCAGCUCAGAGAAAAUGUCAAGGCAGCAAUCGAUCUGGAGGAGAUGGCCUCAGGGCUUAAUAAAAGAAGAAUGAUCCAGCAUUCUGUUUUCAAGGAGCUUGUUAAGCUGGUGGACCCCGGGGUAAAAGCAUGGACACCUACAAAGGGAAAGAACAACAUUAUCAUGUUUGUAGGUCUUCAAGGCAGUGGGAAAACCACAACAUGUACUAAACUUGCAUACUACUUCCAAAGAAAAGGAUGGAAAACAUGUUUGAUCUGUGCUGACACUUUCAGAGCAGGUGCCUUUGAUCAGCUUAAGCAAAAUGCAACAAAAGCCAGAAUCCCCUUUUAUGGAAGUUACACAGAGAUGGAUCCAGUUGUCAUAGCUGCUGAAGGUGUAGAAAAAUUCAAGUCAGAAAACUUUGAAAUCAUUAUCGUUGAUACCAGUGGUAGGCAUAAGCAAGAAGACUCACUGUUUGAAGAAAUGCUCCAGGUUUCAAACGCUGUUCAACCCGACAAUGUUGUGUACGUGAUGGAUGCUUCCAUUGGUCAGGCGUGUGAGGCUCAAGCUAAAGCCUUUAAGGACAAAGUAGAUGUGGCUUCUGUUAUUGUAACCAAGCUGGAUGGCCAUGCCAAAGGCGGUGGUGCCCUUAGUGCAGUUGCUGCCACAAAAAGUCCCAUUAUCUUCAUCGGCACAGGCGAGCACAUUGAUGAUUUUGAACCUUUUAAAACUCAGCCCUUCAUAAGCAAACUGCUGGGUAUGGGAGACAUUGAGGGACUAAUAGACAAAGUGAAUGAACUCAAGCUUGAUGACAAUGAGGAGCUGAUUGACAAACUUAAACAUGGCCAGUUCACUCUAAGAGACAUGUACGAACAGUUCCAGAACAUCAUGAAAAUGGGCCCUUUUGGGCAGAUCAUGGGUAUGAUCCCAGGCUUUGGUACAGACUUCAUGAGCAAAGGCAAUGAACAGGAGUCAAUGGCAAGGUUAAAGAAACUCAUGACCAUAAUGGACAGCAUGAAUGACCAGGAACUGGACAAUAAAGACGGUGCUAAGCUUUUCAGUAAGCAGCCAAACCGUGUACAGAGGGUGGCAAGAGGAUCUGGUGUAUCCCCCAGAGAUGUACAGGAGCUGCUUACUCAAUACACAAAGUUCGCCCAGAUGGUCAAGAAAAUGGGUGGCAUUAAAGGCUUAUUUAAGGGAGGGGACAUGUCUAAGAAUGUCAACCCAUCUCAGAUGGCCAAGUUGAACCAGCAAAUGGCAAAGAUGAUGGAUCCCAGAGUGCUCCACCACAUGGGUGGCAUGGCUGGUCUACAGUCAAUGAUGAGGCAGUUUCAGCAAGGCGCUGCUGGCAACAUGAAAGGGAUGAUGGGAUUUAACAAUAUGUGAACUGCUUAGCCUUACGGAAAGAAUUAAUAACAACUUGAUGGUUUUUAACAAGCAAACUGGAAUGGAGGAUGGUUGUUUGUUUUUUUGCUUUGCUUUAGCUAAUACAGUAAUUAAUUAAACUAUGUAAAUUAUUCAGAGGCUUGUGUAGUUAUAAAGCCUAGAUGUUUAUGGGACAAGACAUUAAGUAAACAGAGAAAUGUGAUCAGUGACGAGUGUAAUUUUUAAAAAUCAUUGGGCUUUAUUUAAAACCAACUACUCGUAUUUUUAUCAGCUCAAAACUGUGUAGGCCACAUUCCUACACAGUAAGUGUCCACAUGCUAUUGUUUGAAAUGUUAUACAAUUGUGGUCUAACUUUUAAUGGACAAAGAAAAUAAGUGAAACACUUCAGAGAUACAUUUUGCUGCUUUAUUUACAGACAUGUUCAUCCUUUUCAGAAACGCUGUGUAUAAGUCAGACUUAAGUAAUACAGUUUUUUUUAUGUUUUUCCACUUUGUAAUGAGAUGGAGACACAAAACAAAAUCAUGAUUUAUUGUCGGUCACAUCUGCGGAAUUUGCUAAAGAAGAGCCUGGCUUUGUAUCUUUGACAAAUACAGCAGUGUAAGAAAAGUCGGUGGCAAUAUUUUGUCAUAUUAUAAUAAAUUUAUACCAACAUUU
Trichomycterus rosablanca is the source of this 2379-nucleotide messenger RNA. RefSeq names its product signal recognition particle 54 (gene srp54). The record is from RefSeq and is a predicted model, not a curated record. NCBI's taxonomy places the organism in Eukaryota, Metazoa, Chordata, Actinopteri, Siluriformes, Trichomycteridae. Gene Ontology annotation, molecular function: 7S RNA binding; endoplasmic reticulum signal sequence receptor activity; GTPase activity. Gene Ontology annotation, cellular component: signal recognition particle, endoplasmic reticulum targeting; cytosol. The coding region runs from base 211 to 1725 and encodes 504 amino acids. The transcript has 17 exons. Gene Ontology annotation, biological process: SRP-dependent cotranslational protein targeting to membrane, translocation; SRP-dependent cotranslational protein targeting to membrane.